Epithele typhae is the source of this 381-nucleotide messenger RNA. Its product is annotated as DNA-directed RNA polymerase I kDa polypeptide. The transcript is spliced from 5 exons. Gene Ontology annotation, cellular component: RNA polymerase I complex. Gene Ontology annotation, biological process: DNA-templated transcription; termination of RNA polymerase I transcription. The coding region runs from base 1 to 381 and encodes 126 amino acids. NCBI's taxonomy places the organism in Eukaryota, Fungi, Basidiomycota, Agaricomycetes, Polyporales, Epitheliaceae. Gene Ontology annotation, molecular function: DNA-directed RNA polymerase activity; zinc ion binding; nucleic acid binding. The record is from RefSeq and is a predicted model, not a curated record.
AUGGCCCCCAAGGCUGACAAGAUCGGCUCACUGCUAUUCUGCCCCACCUGCGGCACCCUCCUCAACCUCCCCCAGGACGGCGAGUUCGAGGUUCUCUGCGAGCAAUGCGGCCACAUUGAGCCCGCCGGCUCGUACGAGAACAUCGAGAUCGUCACCAGCUCGCACCCGGAGGCCUUCCCAUCCCCGCUCCGGCAAAAGCGCAAGACGCAGACGAAGGUGCACGCCGCAAACGAAGACCUGCUCAAGGUGACGGAGAAGUGCCCGGAAUGCGGACACAUGGAGGCCUACUCCAAGGAGGCACAGCUUCGGAGCGCGGACGAGGGCUCGACGAUCUUCUACACGUGCGUCAAAUGCAAAUUUGGCUGGCGAGUCAACAACUAG